This is a messenger RNA of Physcomitrium patens, 775 nucleotides long. RefSeq lists its product as uncharacterized. Lineage: Eukaryota; Viridiplantae; Streptophyta; Bryopsida; Funariales; Funariaceae. The record is from RefSeq and is a predicted model, not a curated record.
UCAAGUUUGCAUGAUCAAUUUUCAAGACACGCUCAUUUGUUUCAUUGCAAUCGUCGUUAAGUCAAGUAUUCAGUUUUUCUUCUAGAGACAUUUUUGUUUGUGUAGACAGCCAUGGACAAGAUCAAGGACAUGUUGCACGGUCACAAGAAGGACGACGAGCACGCUCAUGCCACCCCAGCCACCGCCACCACCACCAACGUCGGUACCGCUGAAGCUGGCUACUCCGAUCCCGCUACAACCCAUCACGAGGAGGGAAAAGAGAAGAAGGGCUUCCUCGGACUUGGUGGCCACAAGAAGGAAGGCGAGGAAGGAAAGAAGCAUGGGUUCAUGGGUAUGGGAGGCGGCUCCAGCUCCAGCUCUUCCUCUGAUGAGGAACGCGAAGGUGCGGCAGAGCGAAACCGGCUCCGCCGUGAGAAGCGUGCGCAGCGUACUGCGGGCAAAACAGCUGCCGGCACCGUACCUGUAGAAGGCACUGGCGAGAAGAAGCACGGCUUCUUUGGCUAAGCGCCGAUUGUGUAUAACUCACGACCUUAACAUCCUUCUGAGGAGCGUGCGAUCCAGAUCGAAGGAGGCAGUCACAGUUACGAACUUUAUAUGAAAAAGCUUCCGGAUCCUAUGUGUAGUAAUAAUUCUCUGUGUACACUGUCGAUUAUGUGGUUUAUAUAGCAAGAGGUUUUUCGUGUUACCACGUGUACUGGGUUCCUUUUCUUUUCGGUGUUAUAAAUGAAUCCGCAGCAAACGGAAUGUUGCUGUAGAGUAUGUGCCGUUCCAUUUU